Durusdinium trenchii is the source of this 789-nucleotide messenger RNA. NCBI's taxonomy places the organism in Eukaryota, Dinophyceae, Suessiales, Symbiodiniaceae. The record is from the annotation of a GenBank genome assembly.
AUGGACGAGUCGUUCUGGUCGAUGACUUUGAGAGGGCACCACAACAUCGUGCUUUUCGGGACCUACUUCAUGAGGUUUGUCAGGUGCUUGGCUUUGCUUUACCCUAUGUCCUUGAAUUUGCUGGAAGGCUUGUGGCAGGAAGAACCCUUAGAUCUACCUGCAGGUUGUCCAGAACUUUGGAUUGAUGAGGGUUGGCCGCCCUACAAAGCAUCGCCUAUGGUGCAUGGUCGCACCAUGCCGGUGUGGUCUGUGUUUGGACAUGAACGCUCCUUGCUUGUUCUGCAAGCCAGGCUGCUGAAUAGCUUUCCUGAGAAGCAGGUCAAGGCACUGAUCGGCUACGAGCUGGGCCGCAUGGCCUUUGCGCUGCUGAGCCCGGGCAUCUUCAAAGCCUGGACGGAUCGCCUCUCCAAGGUCUUUGUGGGGAAGAAUCUUUUGCAAGGAGUUCAAUCCAUGAGCCCGGAGCGCUUUUGCCCUUGCGAGUCAGGACGUUCGAGUUCGAGGCCUUCCCUUUUUGGCCUUGGGGAGCCUCUCUCCAUGGGCACCAUCAACCUUAACAUUUUCGGAGCUUGGCGAUUCCAGGCGCCUCAGCUCCAUGCAAAUGGAAUCACGCGGCCGAUCAUGGAGUUUCUUGCCAUGGACAUGGUCCUCAAAGCUGCAGCUCCUCGUAUUCUUCGGCCCAUCGUGUGGAUCGGAGUCUUGAUGCGUGGUGGACCGGAAGCAUUGAUGAACAACAUGCGAGACCAGCUGGAGCAAGUGGCACCAGGCUGGGGCUUUGAUUGCAACGUGUAG